AUGAUCAGGAUCUUCCCGGACUUCAGCGUGCAGGUGACGGCGGCUCCAGGAGCUGGAGGGGCUCCUCCCGAGCCUGGGGCGGCCAGAAGCGGGGGUGCCAACGGGAGCCACUCGCACAAUGUGCCCGGGGUCAGCUCCUACCAGCAGCGGGGAGCCUCCAGGCCUAUGACUGCAUGUCCCAUCCCUUGUCCUCCAGACCUCAACUUAAGUUUACAAGCCCUGCGGAAAGAGAAAUCCAGGGAUGCUGCUCGCUCUCGACGUGGAAAAGAAAAUUUUGAGUUUUACGAGCUUGCCAAACUGCUUCCUCUCCCUGCAGCCAUCACCAGUCAACUGGAUAAGGCCUCCAUCAUUCGGUUGACCAUCAGCUACCUAAAGAUGAGAGAUUUUGCCAACCAGGGAGACCCGCCGUGGAACCUACGCAUGGAAGGCCCACCUCCCAACACCUCUGUCAAAGUUAUAGGAUCCCAGAGGAGAAGAAGCCCUAGCUCUGUGGCCAUUGAUGUUUUUGAUUCUCAUCUUGGGAGUCACAUCCUACAGUCUCUGGACGGAUUUGUAUUUGCACUAAACCAGGAAGGAAAAUUUUUGUACAUUUCGGAGACUGUGUCCAUCUACCUUGGCUUGUCUCAGGUGGAGCUGACAGGAAGCAGCAUUUUUGACUAUGUUCAUCCAGGCGACCAUGUAGAGAUGGCAGAGCAACUUGGCAUGAAACUUCCCCCAGGGCGUGGACUUCUCUCACAGAGUGCCAAUGAUGAUGGAGCCAGCUCAGCUUCAUCAUCCUCACAGUCUGAGACCCCAGAGCCAGUGGAGUCCUCCAGCCCCGGGAUCCUCCCUCAGGACAACUCUCUAGAAAGGUCUUUCUUCAUUCGGAUGAAGUCAACUCUGACUAAGAGAGGGGUGCAUAUUAAAUCCUCGGGGUACAAGGUGAUUCAUGUAACUGGACGAUUGCGUCUCCGUGUAUCUCUAUCUCAUACUCGCUCUGGUACUGGACAGGUCAUGGGCUUAGUGGUUGUGGCUCAUGCACUCCCUCCUCCAACCAUCAAUGAAGUCCGCAUUGACUGCCACAUGUUUGUAACACGAGUCAAUAUGGACCUCAAUAUAAUAUACUGUGAAAAUAGGAUCAGUGAUUACAUGGACCUUAAUGCUGUGGAUUUGAUGGGAAAAAGAUGCUAUCAUUUCAUUCAUGCAGAAGACGUGGAAGGCAUCAGACACAGCCACCUAGACCUGUUGAACAAGGGCCAGUGUGUAACCAAGUAUUAUCGAUGGAUGCAGAAGAAUGGCGGCUACAUCUGGGUGCAAUCUUGUGCUACCAUUGCAAUCAAUGCUAAAAAUGCCAAUGAGCGAAACAUCAUCUGGGUCAACUACAUCCUCAGUUUGCCUGAAUACAAGGACAUUCCAAUGGAUAUUGCUCAGCUUCCACAUUUGCCUGAAAAGACAUCAGAAUCCUCAGAGACCUCUGACUCGGAUUCAGACUCCAAGGAUAAUUCAGAGGAUAAUGAUAAUCCCAAGUCAGAUGGAAAGGGUAACCUGUCUGAGCAGAGUGAGGAUCCAGAGCCAGACCGUAAACAACCUGGUCAACAUUCUGAUCCAGAAAUGAAUUGCGAUGAAGAUGCUAACAGCUCAAGUGAUGCUUGUAGUGAGGAGAGUGAAGAAAGUGAAGACUGUGAGGUUAGAAAAGCAGCAGAAGAGAUGGAACAAGGAGGCCUAAGUACAUUAGGAAGUAUUAGUUCUUUGGGAGCACUUGGUCCCAUGCACAUUAAAGUAGAGCGAUACACUGAAAGUGAAACAGACAUGCGUGGACCUGAAUCCCUGAGUUCUGGCAGUGCCAAAGACUCUGAGAGUGGAGAGGAGGAAGAAGAGGAUGAUGAGGAGAGAGCAGUCUGUGUCUCUGGUGUGCUAGGUAGACACCAACGGAGAAAAAGGAGGCGGAGAAAGAGUUUAGGGCAGUGUGGUGGCCGCAGGAGACGUCUGUCUGGGGGAUCCAGCCCCAGAGGAAUAGAGGGAGCACUAGGGGAUCCUCCAAGACUGCUUCCUUCCACUCCUCCCCCAACAGGCACCUGUUCUACGUCAUCUGUGCUAAAGAUCAAGACAGAAAUGGCAGAACCUAUUAACUUUGAUAAUGACAGCAGUAUUUGGAAUUUCCCGCCUAAUCGUGAAAUCUCACGCAAUGAAUCCCCUUAUAGUAUGACCAAGCCUCCAGCAGGGGGUGAGCACUUCUCCCCAUCCCCAUCAUCUUCUACUGCUGCACCUCCAGCCCUUCAUGUCUCUAUACCAGACUCUGUUCUCACACCCCCAGGUGGGACGGAAGGAGCUGGGCGCAGCAAAGCGCAAUAUUCAGGAUCCUCAGGAGGCUUGGGUCCUGUUAAUUCAGAUCCACUUUCACCUCCACUGUCUGCCUCACCUCGCGAGAAACCUCCCCAAACAGGCGGCCCAUCAAAUUCUCUUCUGUAUGCAGGAGAGUUAGAAGCACUACAAAGGCUUCAGGCUGGCAAUGUGGUCCUUCCUCUUGUGCAUCGUGUUGCAGGAACCCUUGCAGGAACAGGAAGCAGUGGACAGAGGGUGUACACCACAGGCACCAUUCGUUAUGCCCCAGCUGAGGUGACAUUGGCCAUGCAGGGCAAUCUGCUCCCUAAUGCCCACCCUGUGAACUUUGUGGAUGUAAAUGGUCCUGGAUUUGCUCUAGACCCCAAAACCCCAAUGGAGAUGCUGUACCACCAUGUACACCGACUAAACAUGUCUGGUCCAUUUGGAGGAGCGGUGACAGGUGCUGGUCUUACCCAGGUCCCUGCUGCCAGUGUCUUCACUACAGCUGAAGGAAUUUUCUCCUCUCUUCCAUUCCCAGUGUACAGCAAUGGUAUUCAUGCAGCACAGACUCUAGAACGUAAAGAAGACUGAGAAAAACAAAGAGGAAAAUGACUGAAAGAGAGAAAGAAGAUAAAAUAGACUUCAGAGAGCAGAGAAAGACGAUAUAUAAUAAUUCAGAAUGUAGGUGGCUUUGUACUGGUGUUAGGGGCAGCUAAACCUGGCCACCCCAUGUCUCCUCCGCUGCUCCCUAAUCCAAAGCCGCAAGAGGAAGAGGUGGUCUUUCAGACUCAAUCCGAAUUAAUAAUAUCCUCCAAAACAUAUUGGGACCACUCGCCCUGUCUUCCACAUUUCAUACUUAGCUGGGCUGCAUACAAUAAAUGUUUCUCCAUCAGCCUCCUUUUCUGCGGCUUUGGUUUAGCUGGCAGAUGCCUCUCCGGGGACCGCUCGCACUGUGCCCUUUGCUCUGUCACUUAGAGGAGGGAGCAACGGCUGCAUUCUGAUCCUUUACAACAUAAAUUUAUUCCAGCACUUUGACUCACAUCUCAAAUUCCCUCUUUUGACCCGAAACCUUUAUGGGCUUCUUUUACUCCUCACCCUGUCACUGCCAAAAUACUGAGACAUUGAAUGUGUUGUAAUGUUUAUUUCUCAGAAUGUUUGGACCUCUCCUUCUCUGCUGCUAGACAUUGGAGCCAUUAACUUUUUAUUUACCAGAAGAACAGUACCAUGCAUUACUUCUCUGGCAAGGAAAGAGGUGGCAGGCAUGCACUACUAGAUGAUGGAAGUAUAGUCAGCCUUGCAUUGACCCCCAACAUUGCAAAAGGGUGUUGACUGAAACAGUCCUGUAAACACCUGUGUAUUGAAGUUAACAAAGAUGCCUUUUCAAGGGAAAUGUUAUGGGUGUGUAUAUUUUAUCAUACACACGUCACGUGCAGGAACAGAGAGUUUUCCCCACCAGGUUCACAUACUGUGACAAAGAUGUGUGUAUGAAUUCUCCUAACCACAGGAUACA
Molecule: messenger RNA, 3811 nt
Organism: Bufo gargarizans (Asiatic toad)
Lineage: Eukaryota; Metazoa; Chordata; Amphibia; Anura; Bufonidae
Gene: NPAS3
Product: neuronal PAS domain protein 3
Exons: 12
Coding region: 1-2892 (963 amino acids)
Biological process (GO): regulation of transcription by RNA polymerase II
Molecular function (GO): DNA-binding transcription factor activity, RNA polymerase II-specific; RNA polymerase II transcription regulatory region sequence-specific DNA binding; protein dimerization activity
Source: RefSeq, a predicted model, not a curated record